Atta colombica is the source of this 733-nucleotide messenger RNA. It is a transcript of the gene Trs23, whose product is annotated as trafficking protein particle complex subunit 4. The coding region runs from base 80 to 733 and encodes 217 amino acids. Gene Ontology annotation, biological process: endoplasmic reticulum to Golgi vesicle-mediated transport. NCBI's taxonomy places the organism in Eukaryota, Metazoa, Arthropoda, Insecta, Hymenoptera, Formicidae. The record is from RefSeq and is a predicted model, not a curated record. Gene Ontology annotation, cellular component: TRAPP complex. The transcript has 2 exons.
GAAUACAGAACCAAAGGGACAUAUGUCAAAAAAUUUAAACAUUAAUUUCAAGAUAUAUAAAUAGAAAAAGAAUUACAAAAUGGUAAUAUAUGGUGUUUAUAUUGUAUCUAAAUCUGGUGGUUUGAUCUUCAAUCAUGAUCACAAUGUCCCGAAAAUUGAGGUCGAGAAAUCCUUUAAUUUUCCACUCAAUAUUAAAUUAAACUAUGAGAAUAAAAAGGUAGUGGUAGCUUUUGGACAAAAAGAUGGAAUACAUGUUGGACAUGUAUUAACAGCUGCAAAUGGAAUUGCAAUCACAGGACGUGAGCUUGAAGAUGGAAGAGACAUCCUCGAAAUGUUGGAGCAACCAGAUAAUUUCCCUAUAACAUUGAAAUUUAGUCGGGCAAAAAUGACGACAAACGAGAAGAUAUUUUUAGCUUCAAUGUUUUAUCCUCUUUUUGCAAUAGCAAGCCAACUGAGCCCAGAACCACGAAGUUCUGGGAUUGAGAUUCUCGAAGCGGAUACAUUUCGUUUAUAUUGUUACCAAACAUUGACAGGUAUUAAAUUCAUGAUAGUAGCAGAGCCGUCACAACCAGGAAUGGAAAUUUUUUUGAAGAGAGUAUAUGAUUUGUAUGCGGAUUAUGCAUUAAAAAAUCCAUUUUAUGCGUUGGAAAUGCCUAUUCGAUGUGAAUUAUUCGAAACUAAUUUACAGACAUUGUUGGAAACUGUAGAAAAAUCUGGAAUAAGCAAUGUUUAA